Messenger RNA from Cantharellus anzutake, 1127 nucleotides. RefSeq lists its product as uncharacterized. NCBI's taxonomy places the organism in Eukaryota, Fungi, Basidiomycota, Agaricomycetes, Cantharellales, Hydnaceae. The transcript is spliced from 4 exons. Bases 1 to 783 code for a protein of 260 amino acids. The record is from RefSeq and is a predicted model, not a curated record.
AUGGCACCUUCUACGCCUUCACAGGGACUUCCCAGUCCUCCGCCACGAACCCCUAAUACGCCUUCAAGAGCUUUUCCCUAUACAUUUAUACCCCACUUACCCAAAGUCGGCACUGCCAAAGUCAGAUUGCGUUCUAACGUCUUCGCGUUAUGCGCGUAUGCCAUCGUCUGGUGGCAAUCUUCUCUAUAUGGGUUUCUCAAAGAGUCGGUUGUGCUUGUCAUUGGGGGCAUUUCGUCGACGCGGGGCGUCUUGAAAGUCUUUAGUUGGUUCGAAAACGUUUCCCUUUUUAUAAUCCUAUGGAAUAUUGUUGAAGCUAUAUUUGUCAUUAACCGUACCCCACCGCCUGAAUCAAUCCCUCCGUCAGCUAGCGCCGCACGUACAGGUUCUAUCCGCAAGCCACGGGGUUCAAGCCUUCGAUUCCUCACCACCUCCCAAUCCCAACCCACUUCCCCACUCUCCAAGUCCAUAGUGUCCCCUUACCUCUCCUCGUCCCUGGCCUCGUCCACCGCCACGUCCAUAUAUGACACCCCCACUCGAAAAGGCAUUACCAACGCCCGCACAUCUCUCCCCUUCAUGAACUCUGCUUCAAGGUUCGGCCUUACCCACUCGGUAUCGACGCCCGUAGGGUUGGGCGCUAGCUUCGAUUCUUCAUUGGAUAGCGUUCCUAGAGGUGAUCUCUCUGCACCUCCGCUAGCUUCACAUAUGGGACAACAGUCUCCGGAGAGCAGUCGACCUUUGAGUGGUGAAGUUUUGAGAAAACUGUUCAAAGAGGCCGACUCCUGAUCCACGCCAUGCAUCGAAUCAUCACUUACUGCACAUAAUGUCUAGUCUGUGCACCUGACUGUCAACUGGCGCACAAGAACUAAAUGACCACGAGUCGCAAUGGACAAUCACCAUGAUAUCUACUUUUGGAGCUUUUUUUGUGAUAGGAGCCAGCGAGUUUUACCCUAGGAUAUUUGAAGUAAUUUUGCAUAGAUUUGGCAACAUGGGUGCCGAACUUCUGCCUCACAUUUCCCGAUUUCAAAGUCCGCCAUAUUCCCCCUUCGCGACUACUCAGCCGUGCCAUCCGCGGACCUACGCAGUAUCCUGUAUAUCAUCUCAGUAGUCUUACGAUUGGGGUCUUGUUU